CAUUUCUCUGUGCUUUUAAUCGAAUGAGAGAUCAUCUUCACUGUAGAGCGAGCGGCGAGAGACGUUUUAAACGCUGAAUGAAUUUUGAUAUUUAGACUUUUUGGACAAUUUGUCCAACAACUUGUCCAACAACUUGUCCAACAACUUGUCAAGAUCGACAAGGACCAUGACAUCCUCGUCUUCCGAUCGGCCUGGCUUGCCCCAAUGGAAGGUGGACAUCCACACGCAUUUGCUGCCACGUGCCUGGCCAACGUUCGAAGGUGUGGAUUUGCAGUUGACGCACUUCAAGGAUGCGCCAGAUCGAUUUGGAGACAAAAUACCCUUCGAAAAGCCGACCGGCUUCGUUGCACAGAUGGAAUGGAGAUCAAGUGGGGCUCUAUUCCGGAAAUGCAGAGCAAAUUUGUUCGAUCCAGAGGAAGUCCUGAGAGAUUGCGAUAGCAGUGGAGUGGAUUUGCAAGUUGCUUGUACAGUGCCUGUCAUGUUCAACUACCAAUUGGAACCAACGAUUGGGAUGGAGUGGUCACGAUUCCUGAAUCAAGAUUUGGGGAAGUACUUCGAACGAUCUAUUCAUCCUUGCUUGCUUCAGAUUCACUUGUGGUACGUAUCGUAGAAAUUCUUGCUCGAUAUCGAUACCUCCUUCGUAUUUGAUAUUGCUGACAUUGUUCCAGGUCUUGUCGAUUCUCCUCCGUAUUUGAUAUUGCUGAAAUUGUUCCAGGUCUUGUCGUUCCUGCAGUCAGCCUGGUCGGUUCCUUGGUUUAG
Amoebophrya sp. A25 is the source of this 759-nucleotide messenger RNA. The record is from the annotation of a GenBank genome assembly. Lineage: Eukaryota; Dinophyceae; Syndiniales; Amoebophryaceae.